GCAACAACCAACCACUCAACACUAGAUUCUAUAUUCACCUGUCCUGUCGCUUCUGAGACUACCAUGGUGCCAAAAUCUGAACUCGAGUCGACAGAGCAUCAGAUUUCAUUCUCAUCCAAGUUACCAUAUGAGCAGCCAUGGAUUAACUAUGUAAUAACACUCAUUUCCGAAAAGCAUAACAAAUAAACAACAAAACACGAAUACUAGUCUCGCCGAUACCGAUCUUACGAAGUUUUUAAUUUUACGUUGAGCUUUCACUCUCGCAUUAGUACCAUCACUAAAUACACCAUGCCUCCUUCUAACGAGACGCGAUCUCCAAGCUCUAGUGAGAACCGUCAUUUGCCCUCCGAGAAGUUUAACAUUCUCGAAGAAUACCUUCGUUCUGAUCCAACUGUAUCCGAGCGAUGUUCUGGCCUAGUAAACUCCGCUCAAGCAACUAGAGGAAUGAGUAGCCAUCUCGAUGACGUGAAAGAUCUCAUUAAGGGCUUCGACAACGUGUUCGCGAAAAAUAACAGAGGUGGAAACCAGGGGUCCAGUAUCCGGGUUUACAACUCCAAGGAAGGUCAAUAGGGGCGAAUCAGAGGAAUAUCUUGGACGAAGGAACCACGUCGGUCAUGAUGAGCCUGGCUUGACGAUAUUAGUUUGAUAUUUCUAGUUGAUUUCCAUUGAAUGUCGUACCGAGAACGAUGAUACGGAUUGGCGUUGGAGACACGGAAUACGAAUGACGCAGGGAGGGAUUUCU
Molecule: messenger RNA, 742 nt
Organism: Annulohypoxylon truncatum
Lineage: Eukaryota; Fungi; Ascomycota; Sordariomycetes; Xylariales; Hypoxylaceae
Exons: 3
Coding region: 289-570 (93 amino acids)
Source: RefSeq, a predicted model, not a curated record